GAUAUUACCGUCAGUUGUUACGGAUGGUUGCAGCUCUGCUUUAGAAGAAAAGUAAUUAUCUACAGGGCUGCGAUUCCUGGAGAAGGAAAGGCUGUGAGUUUGGGAAGGUAGGAGACCAGACGUGGGAUUUGCUGCACCUUACCGUUUGCCAAGCCACCAAAGGUCACUAUCUGUCAUAUGACCCAAAGCAGCAACCAUGGAAAAUUCACAUGGGGAGGAUUACAAGAUCCAGUCUUUUGAUGCAGACACACAGAAGCUGCUGAAGAUGGCACUGAAAGAACCGGGAUUGGUCGACUUGGAGAAAGUGGCCUCGGUGAUAGUCGAACAGUCCCUGAAAGACCUGGUGUUCAGCAAGGAAGCUGGCCGUAUCUGCUACACCAUUGUCCAGGCUGAGAGCAAGCAGAGUGGGAACAGUACCUUCCGCCGGGGCAUCCUGAACCGACUGCAGCAGGAGUUCCUGGUGAAGGACCAGGUCCGGGAGGGCUCACUGAAUGCCUGGAUCUGCCUGGUCACCUUCAUCUGCAACGUCUUUGAUUACCUGAAGGUGAAUAAUAUGCCCAUGAUGGCGCUGGUUAACCCAGUGUAUGACUGCCUGAUGCGCCUUGCCCAGCCUGACGCUCUGCAGAAUGAAGAGGAGGUAGACUGUCUGGUACAGCAGUUGCAUCGCAUAGGGGAGCAGUUACAAAGGACCUGCACCCAGCGGAUGGAUGACCUCUUCUGCCUGCUGCGAGAUGGCUUCCUGCUGCAGGACCGACCCUCCCCACUGUCCCGACUCCUGCUGUUGGAGAUCAUUGAGUUCCGGGCGGGAGGGUGGAAGAUGUCCGACAGCACCCAGAGAUACUACUACAGUGAGGUGGUUGAUUGACAGGCGACUGACUUUAGCUUCAGCAUGAGGCAGUACUUCAAAUUCCAAGGUUGAACAUGCUUUGGAGAUUCACCAGCUGAGGGAGCUAUUAGUUCAAGUUCCCAUGCUUGACGAUUUAACUUUUUUGAUAACACUUUAUUUUUAAAUAACAAUGAACUGACCUCUGGGCGGUUCUGCUGCUUGUAGAUGAGGCUCGUGUUGGGUACACUGCUGCAUUUGUUGCGGGCCAACGUGCUGGGUGAGUGUGUGUGCGGUCCCAGUAGCCGCGUGCAGACAGGGUGAACCUUUACCCAGUCACUACACUGCUGCCCCUGUCCCAGUGGCGAUUGUGCUGUGAACAAGCCAGCCACAGACCAGACCACUGGACCACAGUCUAUGUAAGUUUUACUUUUUCAAAAUCGGAGGACAGCAAUUAUUAUCCAUCACUUAUUCCCCAUAGGCUAAGCAGUUUGCUAGGGCAUUUACCACUUUGGGUUUGGAGUUUCUUAUGAGCAAGAUUGGAUUAUGGAAACACGAGGAAUUCUGCAGAUGCUGGAAAUUCAAGCCACGCACAUCGAUGUUGCUGGUGAACACAGCAGGCCAGGCA
Molecule: messenger RNA, 1451 nt
Organism: Mobula hypostoma (lesser devil ray)
Lineage: Eukaryota; Metazoa; Chordata; Chondrichthyes; Myliobatiformes; Myliobatidae
Gene: mif4gdb
Product: MIF4G domain containing b
Exons: 6
Coding region: 197-865 (222 amino acids)
Biological process (GO): regulation of translational initiation
Cellular component (GO): cytosol
Molecular function (GO): RNA binding; protein binding; translation activator activity
Source: RefSeq, a predicted model, not a curated record